Messenger RNA from Micropterus salmoides (largemouth bass), 2380 nucleotides. Its product is annotated as mutS protein homolog 4-like. Gene Ontology annotation, cellular component: nucleus. Gene Ontology annotation, biological process: mismatch repair; reciprocal meiotic recombination. Gene Ontology annotation, molecular function: ATP-dependent DNA damage sensor activity; mismatched DNA binding; ATP binding. NCBI's taxonomy places the organism in Eukaryota, Metazoa, Chordata, Actinopteri, Centrarchiformes, Centrarchidae. The record is from RefSeq and is a predicted model, not a curated record.
GUCAUAACCAAGAUUCACAUCUUGGUGCCACUGGAAAUACUGAUGCCAGACACCAGCAGUGAGAAGGGGAAAGGGACAAAGCUGUUCAACCUCAUCACAGGGAACUUCCCGGGUGUAGCCUUCACUGCUAUCCAAAGGAAGUUUAAUGAGAGGAAAGGACUGGAUUACAUUCAGCAGCUGUGUGCUCCAGAAUUUGGCACAGUCCGCAUGGAAGUGCAAGCUAAGUAUUAUUGCCUGGCAGCAGCAGCUGCUUUGCUGAAAUAUUUAGAGUUCAUCCAGAACUCUGAUGCUGCCAAGUCUCUCAAAGUGAGCUUUAAAGGGAGUGAACAGACGGCAAUGAUUGACUCAACAUCUGCCUCCAACUUGGAGUUGGUGGUCAAUAGAGACCACAGGAGUGAGCAAAGUCUUUUAGGGGUGCUUAACCACACUAAAACACCUGGUGGUGCUAGAAGGUUGCGCUCCAAUAUUCUGGAGCCUCUGGUUGAUGUGGACACCAUCAACAUACGUUUGGACACCAUACAAGAGCUGCUCCAGGAUGAGGAGCUUUUCUUCGGCCUGAAGACUGCCAUAGGUAACUUCCUCGACAUUGACCAGCUUCUCUCUGUUCUUGUCCAAAUCCCAAAGCAAGAAACAGUUCAAAUUGCUGAAGCAAAAAUUACACAUGUCAUUCAGCUGAAACACACAUUGGAUUUGGUGCCACGGUUAAGGAUGGUGUUGAAGAACUGCAACACAGCUCUACUUAAGGCAUACAGCACCUCAUUGGAAGAUAACAGGUUUGGCAUGAUCCUAGAGCAGAUCAAGACAGUGAUCAAUGAUGACACUACCUACCUGAAGGGAAGCCUGAACAUGCGCACGCAGAAGUGUUAUGCUGUCCGCCCCAACAUCAAUGAGUUCCUUGACAUUGCUCGCAGAGCUUACACUGAGAUAGUGGACGACAUUGCAGGACUAGUGAACCAGAUUGGGGAGAAAUAUAGUUUGCCAAUGCGUACCAGCUUCAGCACCGUUCGAGGUUUCUUCAUCCAGAUGAGGCUUGAAGGAGUGGUCUUACCUGAAGGGAAACUCCCCCCAGAGUUUAUCAAGGUAACCAAGCACAAGAACAACUAUGGCUUCACUACUGUGGACCUGGUGAAGAUGAAUGACCGCUGUGAUGAGGCCCUGAGGGAGAUCUUUCACAUGUCCUAUGUGGUGAUAUGCCAGCUGCUGAGCACUGUCCAUGAGCACAUUCACUGCCUUUACAAGCUCUCUGAUGCUGUUUCCAUGCUGGACAUGUUGCUGUCUCUGGCCAAUGCAUGUACCAUCUCAGACUACGUGCGUCCAGAGUUCACAGACACACUGGCCAUCAAGCAGGGUCGUCACCCCAUUUUGGAGCGAAUGGCUGGACAGCAGGCUGUAUCGAACAAUAGCUACAUCUCCGAGGGCAACAACUUUGUCAUCAUCACCGGUCCCAACAUGAGCGGCAAGUCCACCUACCUCAAACAGGUGGCGCUGUGUCAGAUCAUGGCUCAGAUAGGCUCUUUUGUCCCUGCUGAGUAUGCCUCUUUUCGUAUUGCUGACCAGAUUUUCACCAGAAUUGGUGUGGAUGACGAUUUUGAAACUAACUCUUCCACCUUCAUGUUGGAAAUGAAGGAGAUCUCUUACAUAAUCCACAACAUAAGUGACCGAUCCCUAAUCAUCAUAGAUGAGUUGGGGCGUGGAACCAGUGCUGAGGAGGGCAUCGGAAUUUGUCACUCAGUUUGUGAGUUCCUCCUUAGCCUCAAGGCGUUCACCCUGUUUGCCACACACUUUCUUGAGCUGUGCCAGCUAGAGGCUCUCUAUCCCAAUGUGGAGAACCAGCACAUGGAGGUUCAGCACACACGCAGCGGUGACACUGGGGAUGAGGGUGUGGUGUACACAUACUUGCUUAAUCGAGGAUGCUCUGAAGAAAGACACUAUGGUCUGAAAGCAGCAGAAAUGACUUCACUUCCUUCAAACAUAAUCCAAGAGGCAAAGACAAUUGCCUCCAAUGUUAGCCAGCAGCUUUUGGCCAAACAUCACAGUGAUCCGGAAACACAGAGGCAGAGAGCUGUGUACCACCUGGCUACCCGCCUCCUGCAGACUGCCAAGAACUCCAGACUGGACCCAGACAGCUUGCGUAUGUAUCUAAAGGGCCUGAAGAAGCAGUAUGAGGCGGACCUGCAGGCAGCAGGGCAGCCAGCGUCCAAUGACACAGAGGAGGAAUGACUGACUCAGCCUUACAGUGGGGAGGGGCAGUGAUACAGUUAGAAAAAUUUAAGAUCAGUGUCUGAUGAUCAUUUCUGGGCGUAUUAUGUUUAUUAUGCUUUUUUUGACAGGGUUGUUAUAUAUGGGUUGUUUGAUAUUAAAUUUACUUAUUUAAACUUAA